Molecule: messenger RNA, 9109 nt
Organism: Rhineura floridana
Lineage: Eukaryota; Metazoa; Chordata; Lepidosauria; Squamata; Rhineuridae
Product: cytochrome P450 4B1-like
Exons: 13
Coding region: 57-1631 (524 amino acids)
Molecular function (GO): monooxygenase activity; oxidoreductase activity, acting on paired donors, with incorporation or reduction of molecular oxygen; iron ion binding
Source: RefSeq, a predicted model, not a curated record
ACAGACAGAGAGACUCAGAAGCUGCUCCCAGAGAAGGGACUUCUAUACUGAACAAAAUGUAUCUCACCUUGCCUGGGCUGGUUUUAAAUUUUUACUUGAUUUUUUAUGCAGCUGCUACUUUCUGCCUAAUCAGUGUGCUCCUGAAAGUCACCCAGCUAUACCGAAGGAGGCAGAAACUGCUCAGAUCUCUGGAGAGCUUUCCAGGCCCUCCGAAGCAUUGGUUUUAUGGCCACACCAACGAGCUUGGUCGAAUUGGAGAACUCACCACAAUGGUGUCCUGGUCAGAGAAACAUCCCUAUGGUCAUUCCUUGUGGUUUGGAGCUUUCUUAGGGUUCCUCAAUAUCUACCAUCCAGAUUAUGCUAAGGCUGUAUACAGCAGAGGAGAAUGCCCUCCCUUGUCCUUAACAUGGCUGCAACCAUAUCUACUCAGAAAUCCAAAGGCUCUUGAUUUCUACAAUUUUUUUCUCCCAUGGAUUGGGAAAGGGCUACUGGUUUUAGAUGGGCCCAAAUGGUUCCAGCACCGCCAACUGUUAACUCCAGCAUUUCACAGUGAUAUUUUAAAGUCAUAUGUGGCACUGAUGGUUGAUUCUGCCCAAGUGAUGCUGGAUAAAUGGGAAAAGCUGAUCUCAGAAGAUAAAUCACUGGAUGUUUUCCAGCAUGUUGGCUUUAUGACGCUGGAUAGCAUGCUGAAGUGUAUCUUCAGUUAUAACAGCAAUUGCCAGAAAGACAGUAAAAAUUCUUAUGUCCAAGCGAUUGGUGACCUCAGUUGUUUGAUGCAGGAAAGAAUACAGACAUUUCUGUAUCACAAUGAUCUAAUCUAUCGCCUCUGCCCUCAUGGAUACCAUUUCUUCAAGGCUUGCAGAAUAGCCCACCACCACACAGAAAAAGUGAUUAGGGAAAGAAAGGCACUCCUCAAAGAUGAACGGGAACUUGAGAGCAUACAAAAGAAGAGAUACCUAGACUUUCUGGAUAUUCUUCUCUGUGCCAAGGAUGUAAAUGGUGUUGGAUUAUCUGAUGAAGACAUACGUUCUGAGGUGGACACUUUCCUGUUUGAGGGCCAUGAUAUUACCACCAGUGGGAUUUCUUGGAUCUUAUAUGCAAUGGCCCAGAAUCCAGAGCACCAACAAAUGUGCAGGAAAGAGAUAAAGGGUAUUCUUGGGGAGCGAGAGACAAUAUGCUGGGAUGACCUUAGUAAGAUGACUUACACUACAAUGUGUAUUAAGGAGAGCCUCCGUGUUUAUCCUCCUGUCCCUCAGGUGUAUCGAGAGCUCAAUAAGCCUGUCACAUUUGUUGAUGGAAGGUCUGUUCCUGCAGGUGGUUUGAUAUCCCUGAAUAUUUAUGCUCUUCAUAGAAAUCCUGAUGUGUGGAAAGAUCCUGAGGUAUAUGAUCCUCUAAGGUUUUCACCAGACAAUUCAUCUCAAAGACAUUCCUAUGCAUUUUUGCCCUUUGCUGCUGGACCCAGGAACUGCAUUGGGCAACAGUUUGCUAUGAUGGAGCUGAAACUGGCUGUUGCUAUGACCUUGUUGCGUUUCCACGUGGCACCAGAUCCUGCUCAUCCUCCCCUUGAAAAACCUCAGCUCAUUAUGCGCUCCUGGAAUGGGAUACAUUUAUAUUUGAAGAAACUUACAUAAAGGCCUCUAACAGAAUUAAUUGCUCCUUUAGGGAAGUUAAAAGGUUGCAGGGAAAUGGCUCUUGCAAAUCACAAAUCUUGUGAGGGAACUAAGAUUUAUUAUUUUUAUUGUUAGGCAAUCGGGAGAAAGUUGUGUGGGCUGAUUGAAUGGGUCAUAGUCUCUGCUGCAACAAAGCACUACACCAGCAGACUCUUGUGUGUCAUGGUAUUUAGGUUUAGUUCUCAAUAAGGAUUCAAAGUGAAGAAUGUGUUCUAGACUUUUCAUACAUCUGGAAAGUUUCCUCAAAGAAGAGAUGGGGGGGAUGGGAGAGAGGAAUUGUAUUUUUGGCCCCAUCUGCACUAUACAGGUAAAGUUGUAUCAAAAUACUUUAAACAGUCAUGGCUUCUCCCAAAGAAUCCUGUGAACUGUAGUUUGUUAAGGCUGCUGAGCAGGGCCGGUGCCAGAGGGUGGCCAGGUCAGGCCCUGGCUGAGAGCCCCUGUAUCCCAAGGGGCCCCUAAAGGGCCUCUCCUUAACGUGGGUAGGUAGCGCUUAGGGUUGCCAGGUCUCCGGUUUUUGGCCGGAGUUUCAGGGGAAAAGGGGCCGUCUCCGGCCUCCGGCAAUACUUUGCUUAAACUGGAUGAUCUCCGGCUUUUCAUUGGCCGCCUUCCCGCCCUUUGUCAUUGAGGCAGGGAGAGCUGGUGCUGCCGGGGCCGGGCUCUGUCUUCCCAGGCAGCAGCCUGUCUUGGACAGGGGCGGGCGGGAGCGGCAAUGAGGGGCUGGCCCUGGGCGCGCGAGGCAGGCGCUGCUUAAAAGGCCAGUCGUGCGAGCGCGGCGCUGUCAUUCUCCCUCCUGCUGUGGGCGCCGCUGGGCGGGAGUGGCCGCGAUGGAGCUCGGCAGUGGCGGUGGCGGCGGCCGCAGCGUCUCUGGCUGGGGAGCGCAUCGCGGCCGCUGCCACCCAGCGGCGCCCACAGCACGAGGGGUGAAGCAGCCGGGCGUCCUCGGGGCUAAGAAGGAGCUGGUCCCGUCCGGCGUCCACUGCUGCUGUGGGUAGCAGGCUGGAGAGAGAGAGAGAAAGAGAGAGAGGCUGGAGAAAGAGAGAGAGGCUGGAGAUAAAGAGAGAGAGGCUGGAGAAAGAGAGAUGCUGGAGAGAGAGAAAGAGAGAGAUGCUGGAGAAAGAGAGAGAUGCUGGAGAGAGAGAAAGAGAGGCUGGAGAAAGAGAGAGAUGCUGGAAAGAGAGAAAGAGGGAUGCUGGAGAAAGAGAGAGAUGCUGGAGAAAGAGAGCGAUGCUGGAGAGAGAGAGAGAGAGAGAGAGAAAGAGAGCGAUGCUGGAGAAAGAGAGAGAUGCUGGAGAAAGAGAGAUGCUGAGAGAGAGAGAGAAAGAGAGAGAUGCUGGAGAGAGAGAGAGAGAGAGCGAUGCUGGAGAAAGAGAGAGAUGCUGAGAGAGAGAGAGAAAGAGAGAUGCUGGAGAGAGAGAGAGAGAGAGAGAAAGAGAGAGAUGCUGGAGAAAGAGAGAGAUGCUGAGAGAGAGAAAUGCUGGAGAGAGAGAGAGAGAGAGCGAUGCUGGAGAAAGAGAGAGAGAGAAAGAGAGAUGCUGGAGAAAGAGAGAGAUGCUGGAGAAAGAGAGAUGCUGAGAGAGAGAGAGAAAGAGAGAUGCUGGAGAGAGAGAGAGAGAAAGAGAGCGAUGCUGGAGAAAGAGAGAGAUGCUGGAGAGAGAGAAAGAGAGAGAGGCUGGAGAGAGAAAGAGAGAGUUUGGCCCUAAUCCUCAGUUUCUUACUAUUUCCUCUGGGUAAUUGCACUGCUGGAAACGGACAGAAUCAUCAUGUAAUUGUCUUUUCUUGACAGGAUGUGGGAGUGAGAUUGAAAUGACAACAAAUAGGAAUGUGUGCCAUUAUUCCAUUUUUCUGCACAUUUCCCAUCUCCCCAAAGCAGCCUUCCCCAACCUGGUGCCUUCCAGAUAUCUUUGGGCAUACAGCUGCCACCAGCUAACAUCUGGAGGGCACCAAGCUGGGGAAGUCUGCCCUAAAUUGUCAGCUGCUUCAGGUCUAUCAGAUCUAAGUAUAUGGUCACCCUGUUGUGGGAAAGUUCCCAUUAAACUGACUCGUGUUGUCUCAUUAAGUCUCUAAUGUGGCAAUUUAAGCGAACAGACCUGAUCUUGUUCUGGGUUUUGGACUUCCAGCAGGGGCUUAGACUAGAAGGACUAAAAGGCCCCUUCUAGCUCUGUGAUUCUAUGCUACAUGUAAGUGUGUGUGUGUUACACACAAACGCACAGGCACACACACAAGCAUACUUUUUUUCUUUGAUCAAUUUUGCUUAGAAAAAAAGUGUCUUGUUCUUGUCAGUUGACUUCCUUUUUUAUUCUUUGUAUGUACUUAAACAAGCUGGUCUGUUUUAAAAGAAAAGCUUGGUGGUGUUUGUGAGAGCCCACGAAAGAGCAAUUUCAGGUAACUGCCACAGCCAAAUGGUUAAGAAUUGGCCUUAUGACAUAAUGUGUACUGGCUGGUCUCUACAGAAUUCCAAACAGCAUUUCAGACUUAAGGCUGCCAUCUAUUAUCCCAAAGGCAGCCAAUGUAGCAUCCUCCAGAUAUUGUACUAAAACUCCCAUGAGCCCUAUCCUGCUUGGCCAGCAAUCACAAUAAAGUCCAAAAACUUGACUGCAUGUGUUUAAUUAUAUGCAUGGAAAUGGAAAUGGACUGCCUUCAAGUCGAUUCCGACUUAUGGCUACCCUAUGAAUAGGGAUUUCAUGGUAAGCGGUAUUCAGAGGCGGUUUACCAUCUAAGGCUAGUACUCCCCACCUGGCUAGGGCCUGCUCAGCUUGCCACAGCUGCACAAGCCAGUCCCUUCCUUGUCCGCAACUGCCAGCUGGGGGAAACGGCUCCUUGCGACUAUGCACCUUGCCCACAGGUGGCAGGGCACAUAAUCCCUGAGCCACUCACUGUGGGGGUGAUCUUUAGCUGGCCCUUGACAUCCAGGAGACACGAGUGGGGAUUUAAACUCAUAGACUCUGGACUCCCAGCCAGGCUCUCCUCCCCACUGUGCUAUACCAUCUGUUGCAUGAGCAUACAGUUAACAUACAACUGACUUCAUAGCACAUGCAGAUAACAACUGGCUCACUCUGCAUUAGCAUAGCUGCUGCAAGCACUCUUAGUUCAUUUUUACAAGAUAGUUCAACAUGCUAUCUUGUUCAUUAAAAAAAUGCAUUCAUUCCUGACUUUACCUCUUACCACUUCUCCAGGCUGUAAAAAAUAAAAUAAAACACCUUCCACUUUCCUUUUUUGUAUCUUUAAUUCAGUUGUUGUUGUUAAUGUGCCUUCAAGUCAAUUUCAACUUAUGGUGACCCUAUGAAUCAGCGACCCCAAUAGCAUCUGUCAUAAACCACCCUGUUCAGAUCUUGCAAGUUCAGGUCUGUGGCUUCCUUUAUGGAAUCAAUCCAUCUCUUGUUUGGUCUUCCUCUUUUUCUACUCCCUUUUGUUUUCCCCAGUAUUAUUGUCUUUUCUAAUGAAUCAUGUCUUCUCAUUAUGUGUCCAAAGUAUAUGUGUCCAAAGUCAGAGGAAGGCAAUGGUAAACCACCUCUGAAUACCUCUUACCAUGAAAACCCUAUUCAUAGGGUCACCAAAAGUUGGGAUCGACUUGAAGUCAUUCCAUUUCCAUUUUCCAUCCAUACUCCCUAAGAUGGUGAGAAGGAAUGACCUUAUCACUUCAGCUGGACCUCUUUUAGGUAAGAUUUCUAUUUUAAUUUCCAAUCAGAAAUUUUUCUUUGAAUGGUAUGCUGCACGCAAGCGUGGUUGAUACAAUGUAUCAUGCUUCAUGACGUCACUAGGGCCUGCCCUGUGACGUCACUAGGGCCUGCCCCGUGACGUCACUAGGGCCUGCCCCGUGACGUCACUAGGGCCUGCCCCGUGACAUCACUAGGGCCUGCCCCGUGACGUCACUAGGCCCCGCCCCAUGAUGUCACUAGGGCCCGCCCCCAUCUUCUCAGGUUUUUGGAUGGUUCCGACCUGGCAACCCUAGUAGCGCUCCCUUAAAAAAGAUCUCAACCAGAUGGCGGUGGAGACAUCAGUCCCUUAGGGAAGCCUUGGCCACCAUCUUGGUUGAUGGCAGGCUUGCAUCCACAGCGCAACUAACACAUUAAAGGAGAGGUAGGUGGAGCAUGUGGGGGGUUGUGGGCCUGUGUGGCAGUGGGGGAUGCCUGGGAGCUCCCUUUCCACGAUCUGUGCUGCAGAUCACAGAAGGGAGCGCUACCCACCCACCCACCCUAAGAAGGGGCCCUUCAGGGAGAGCUAGGUGGGGCAUGCAUGAACAUGGGUGCAGGGGUCGAGGGCAAGCUGGUGCCCAAGGACUCCUGCAUGCCUGGCACCAGCCUUGGUGCUGAGAGUUGUUAGGAGAUGUCUAUUCCUUUCACAGAGCUACAGUUCCCAGAGUUCCUUGUGAAGACGGAUUAUCUGUUAAACCACUCUGGGAAUUAUGGAGCCUUAAUCUUUGUUCCAAAUACCAUUGCUUGUUCUGGAGCUACUACACCACACACCCCCAUCCUGCCACUUUGACAUUCGGACUAACAGUCCCUACAUGCUUGUAGGUGUCAGGAACAGCCUCUGAGGAAGCAGCCUCAGGGUGGAAUGCCAGUUUUGUCAGCCAAAGGGCAAGACUCAAGAUGUGUUUUUGCAUUGCGAUUUUUUCUAGCCUGUCAUCUCUGCAGUCUUCCACAAACAUAUGACUGCCAUUCCUCAAAUCAGCAAAUGUCUCACAUCCUAAAGUUUUAUCAACAGCAUCUUUCAUAAAGACCUCAUUUUUCAGUGUUUAACAACAUUUUUCACCAAUCCUUCCAAAUGCCUUGAAACUAAUGGACACAGAAAUUUUCCAUGGCACAGGACACAAUUAGUUACUGUGAAUUAUAACUUUCCCCAGAAGUGGUUUAGUGUUAAACAAGAGGCAUGGGAGAAAGAUACUACUUCCUCAUCCUAAAAUGAGAUUUAGCUUAAUAAUGUCCACUCCUUUGGGCUGUCCUACCUUAGUUGAUUUCACUUUAGCCCUUUAGCACUGCUGAGGCAUUAUUUUCUGCAAUUAGCUGGAAGUGGAAUUAAAAACAUUUCAUGCACUAUAUAUAGUUUCAUAUUUUCCAGCAAUGCUCUUCCUCAUGGCCAAGAUUCACUCACAAAUUCCGUCCAACAAAGGUCCCUGCAAUGUUGUAAAAAGCUUCUGUGUUCAGGUUCAGGCUAUUUUAUUGCUUCCUGUUCAGCAAGAUUUGGGGAUUAUUCACCAGUUUCUCUUUAGCUACCUAUAAAUCAACUUCUGUUCCCAUGCAAGGGAAGGAGUGCUUUACUGGUUUCCUUUCAUUUCUUUUUCAUUUUCAAAAGCAAAAUAACGCUACAAUAUUAUAAAGACAAGAAAAGAAAAAUGAAAGGUAACCAGUAAUUAACACCCACCCUCCAGAACAGAAGCUGACUAUUUAAGAACGUACCUAUGGCCCACAGAUAUUUCUAUCAAACUUUAAAAAGCAGGGAAAUUGGGCAGCUAUAGUGAAUGCACCAGGGUAGCAGGAGACCUGACCUCCUCUCUGAGAUAUUGGACUGCCCUACAAAUUUGUCAAAAUGCAAAUACAAUUUGGGUUGGUCUUUCACAGUCCAAUCCACUUCCAAAUUGGAAGAAUUUGGUAACGUGCCUCUGAGCAUAUGGUGAGUGGUGGCAACACCUGCCAUCUCCAAAGAUGGAGAAUUCUAUUUUUGUAUGUUUCUUGGUGUUCUUCUUACAUUGCUUCUUUCCUGUGUUACUAAUGUUUCUACAGAGAAUCUAAUCUAGAAAAUUUUAUUUCCCUCAUUCAUCCUAGAAAUCUGUGUCAAAUUUAUUUUUAAUAAUGUCAAAGCCUUUUUAUUAGUCAAUGUCAUAUGAUGGUGAAGACAGCCUUUUGUGUUUCAAAUUGGAGGUUAUGUUCUAUUUUUAUUUUGGGUGCAUUAACAGUGGAAUCUGAAACUGCAGUUUGAUGUAAAAUCAUACUGAUGACAAUGUGUUACUUCUUCAGCAAUGACUCUAGCUGUUGGAAAAAAGAGGAUGCAUGUUUUCAGGCUGCUAUGUUUAAACCACUACAUUUAAGGCAAAGUGGGCACAGUCAAUUAAAAACAUACAGCACACCUAGAAUUUUGCUAGAAUAUAUUUCAACUCCCACUGUUUUAGCUUGUGCAAACUGGAGGCUAUUCUGCAGAACAGUCAUUAUUCCACAAUUAUUGUUCCACAAUUAUUUUUGGAGGUUUUUUUAGUGUCCAUUUUGCAAAGUGUUGCUGUAGUUCACAUAUUCAUAGAAAUAGAAACAAAAGAAAAUGAUUUCCUAUAGGAAACUUCACUAAAAUUGCAAAGUAAAUCAGACAUAUUUAAAGUGACCAUCUGAACUAUAUCAGCUGUCUUAAUAAUGUUGCUUCCUCCCUGCUAAAACAAGAUCAGCACAACACAUGUCUUGUUUCUCUUAUUUGGGCUGAUUGCAGGUGUUGCCAUCACUCACCAUAUGCUCAGAGGCACAUGUUUCCAAAUUGGCUUUUAGAACACUGAAAGUUGGUUCUUACUGAGCAUGCCCGACAUUAUCAUUGAGUUCAAGCCAAAAUUUCUUUAAUUAAUUAAAAAUCAGCCAGGCAUUUUUUUUAACUUUUAAACUGCAGAAUAUGAAGGUCAGAGUAUGGGGCAAGGACAGUAAUAGGUACUCUGUGAACCUGGCUAAUUUUUAAUGAAUUCAACAGAUUAUGAGAACUCUGAGAGAAAAAAGUCCAAAAAGGUUCUGGGUUUUUUUCUCUCUCCUUUUAGACUUUGAACUCUAUUCUCUCUGACUGUUUUGUGUAUCGUCAUGAAAAUUGGGAAGGUUGUUAAGCAAGCGUUUCUGAGUUCAAGACUCUAAGUUUUGUAAGGUUUUAUUUAUUUUAUUUUGAAAUGAGCUUAUGGGAAGCAUCAGAAUGGCAUGGGGGUAUUUUCAAUUUAACAUUGCGGAAUGUGCAAAAUCCACGCUGGCUAUAGUAUACAGCCAUUCUCAUGGCUGUAUAAUUCAUUAGUAAUCUUUGAACUAUUCUGAACAGGAAGCAAUAUGUAUGUAUAUAAAUCAGGUCUGAAAAACACAAGAGGAUAACAGAAAAACUGGAAGGAAGAUUUAUUUAUUUUUCUUUAUUUAUUAUUAAAUUUAUAUCCCGCCCUUCCUCCCAGUCGGACCCCAGGGUGGCAAUUUAACAACAGAGUUGCUUAGAUGCUGAGACAAGUGAGUGAGACUAAUGUGGAAGCACUCUUCCUUUGCUCUUGCCAGUUUCCAGUCUGCUGUGUGGAUCAUCAGGAGUCAGUAGGGGGAUCAGCACAGCUUCUAUUUUGGAUGUCAGGCAUGUUGGAAACACCUUGGAACCACUACAAAUAUAAAUCAGUUUCAUACUGAUUUAAUUGACAUUAAUUGACAUUGUUUCCUCCAAAGAGUCAGAGCCUGCUUUUGUGGACCAGUUCAGAUGUUAUGUCUGUGUACUUUCAUAUUACACAUUUAUUU